GACCAGAAGGUGUUGCUUGUUCGCACUCAGGGUCAAUACAGUGCUGUUGGAAGCCGGUGUUCUCAUUACUACGCUCCUCUCAUCAAAGGUAACCCUUCUCUAUCUCUAUAUACCCAUAUCUGAAGUAAUAACUUUAUUUAGUGUUUUGCAUUUGUUACGACCGGCUCGGGAGUCGCAACAUAUAGGAGGGACACAACACCAAGUUAGGUUAAAAACAACCACAGCUGCCAGUUUAUUUACAGGACACAAGUAAACUGUAGUGUGCAAAUCCCACUGCAGACCAGGGUCUGGUGCCAGGCAGAUGAGAGAGAGCGAGGGCGGAGCAAGGAGGUGCUUAUAUAGGUAAACCACAUCCUCAUCCAGGUGCCCUCAAUCACUCGUUAGGGAGCUGCACCUAGAAGUCAAUAGACACAGAAUACACACACACACACACCCAAGCACAAACAUUCACAGCAGGACAUAGAACCAUACGUAACACAUUGAAGUUGAGAAGUAUUCAUUGCAUGUUCUCUAAUAAACCAGGAGUGCUGGUUGGUGACAGAGUGAGAUGUCCCUUGCAUGGUGCCUGCUUUAAUGUCAGAACUGGAGAUAUCGAAGAGUAUCCAGGUCUGGACUGUCUGCCUAGUUAUAAGGUAAACGUUGAGGAUGGCAAGGUGUAUGUUUCCAUCAACAAAGGUUCUCUGAAGUUGACGAAGCGCGUGAAGGAGAUGUGCAGCAGGGUGCCAGACAUCAAACACACUACUCUGCUGAUAGGAGGAGGCCCUGCCUCGCUUGUUUGUGCUGAAACACUGCGGCAGAACUGCUACCAAGGUCGAAUCCUCAUGGUAACCAAAGACACCCUGCCUCCAUUUGACAAGCCCAAACUGAGUAAGGCUUUGGACCUGGACAGCAGCAGCAUUCUCCUCCGACCAAGUGACUUCUACCAGCAGCACGGGGUUGAAGUGUGGACACAGAAGGAGGUGAUGUCGGUGAACCCGGCCGAUAAGGCGGUGAAGUUGUGUGACGGCUCUUUGCAGCGUUACGACCAGCUUCUUAUCGCAACCGGCUGUAGAGCGCGACCGCUCGGCUGUCCUGGUUGGGACCUGAAGGGAGUGAAGUUGCUGCAGAGAUAUGAAGACGCCAAAGAGAUUCACAGCUCCGGUCUGGGCCAGAAAGCUGUUGUGAUCGGAUCCUCCUUCAUAGGUAUGGAGGUGGCCUCCUACUUAUCCAACAAAGCUGCCAGUGUGGCCGUGGUUGGCACUUCCGGAUACCCGUACGAGCGGUCACUGGGGCCAGAGAUCGGCAAAAUGAGCAUGCAAAUGUUGGAGGAAGAAAACGUAAAGUUUUACAUGAAUGACAGAGUCACUGAGAUCCAAGGGGAGAACGGCAAGGUGAAGCGGGUGGUGCUGAAGAGUGGUAUCGUCCUGGAGGCCGAUGUAGUGAUUGCUGGAAUUGGUGUAAUCCCCAAUUCAGACUUCUUGGCAGGAAGCAAGUUGGAAGUGGAUUCAAGGAAAGCUGUGGUUGUUGACAAGUUCAUGAGGACCAAUGUACUGGAUAUCUUUAGUGCUGGAGAUGUUACCUCUUUCCCUCUGACCAUUCGUGGAGACCAAAGGGUCAAUGUGGGUCACUGGCAAAUGUCACAAGCUCAAGGAAGAGUAGCUGCCUUAAACAUGCUGAAGAAACCAACCAAAUGUGAGUCUGUUCCUUUCUUCUGGACCGUGUUAGUUGGGAAGAGUAUCCGAUACACAGGCUAUGGGAAAGGAUACACAGAAAUCAUAUUCAAAGGCAAAGUGGAAGAAAGGAAGUUCCUGGCGUUUUACAUCAAAGAUGAUGUGGUGGUGGCGGCGGCCAGCCUGAUGUUCGACCCAGCUGUGGCUUGUCUUGCAGAGCUGAUGGCGACUGGCCAGAUUAUAACAAAGGCACAGGCUCAAGCUGAAGACUUGAGCUGGCUGCAGAUGUGACCUGAUGUAUGAAAACACCUCUCAGUGACGAAGGAUGGCGCCUUCAUCUUUCUUCUUCCUCUCUUGUUCUAACUACAGAUUCCACUAAUCUAUUACUAUUAUUAUUAUUAUUAUUAUUAUUAGCCACCUAACAUAAAUAUAUACAAACAAUGUUUAAACUCCAAGACUCUAUAAACACUUAAUUUAAUAGUAUUUUGUAGUAUAGUCAUAGUUAAGUAAUAGUAUUUUUCAUACUAUUUCAUCCACUUAAAACUUCCUGAAAACACAUAAACUACUACAAAUGACUUAGUUACAAUAUAUUUGAGUAACUUUUUUAGAAUUUAAAAUACAACGGUCAGUUAAAAUGUUGCGCUCAACAAAUGCAAUGAUAAACAGGUUGAUUAUUAACUUUUUCUUUUUUCUUUUUUUUUUUUUUUACUUUUAUCAAUACCUCUGUUUAAUAGAAUCAAUCAUAAAUGUUUAUAGCAGAGAUGUUAAUGUUUCAUCUUUAUCAUAAAACUUGAAAUUUACAUGAAUAUAAAUGAAAGCGCUCUGUGUAAUCUUACCUUAUGCUUUGUGGUGCAUAACUUAAGCUCAGGUAUUAAACAAAUCUGAUUGUUCAUAUCAUACUUACUGUUGUCAGCUGCAGUAUGAGGAUGUGUGUUCUGUCUGUUCUCAGUUUUUCCUUAAAUUUUUUGUUACACUGAUGAUAAUAAAUCAUUAUUCAUCAGUAGAUAACUUUUUUUUGAUUUUCCUAGGUUGCUUCUGAGAUGUUGACGCAACGUAAUAAUCUUAAUCAGGUGUUGGUGGAACAUUUCUCGUCAGUGAUUAUUAGGUCUUUGUAGUUUUACUUCCACUUUGUUGUUCAUUGCUCUUUUGAGUCUGUGUGUCCUGGUUUUUUGGCAAACUGGCUUUUUUUGUGCAUUUUAUAAACCCCCCCGCACUACUGUACCUGUAAGCUGGGAAGUCCACUCUCGGUAGUCUUUGCUUACUUAAAGCUGUCAGAAUCUCAGUGUUGCCAUAUAAUCAUAUUCCAUGUGUCCUGUCUCUCUGCUCUUACACUGCCAUAUGAUGUCUGAUGUGUCCAGUCCUGUUUGGAAAAAUAACCCCACUAAAAACUUCUGAUCAUAAAAAAAUAAGUAACUCUUUCAUGGUGCACAAUGACAACUUAAUCAGUCAAGAACACUAGCAAGAUGCUUUUAUUGUGAUUUGUACACAGAACCGUUUACUUGUUCAUAUUACUUUGACGUUUCUCAAGUAGGUCGAAGCAUCAAAAGUUAAAACAAUUACUACAAAAUGUUAUUUUAGUAUUUGGAGACUUUUUAUUUCAUAACCGACAGCAUUAUUUUGUAAAACAAGUAAACCUUGACAAAUUUACAGUAUAACAAGACAUACGUGACAAGCACAUAACAUGAUUAGUCUCUAAUGUUAUACUUAUAAAAUCAACUAAUUCUGUGUUGCGAUCUUAUUUCAGUUCUACUAAAUCUGCAGAACAAUCUCCUCAGUAUUCAGCUACAUCUUUAUUUGCUUGUUUUGGAGCACUGCUUCACUGAGGAUCCCAGUUUGUCAGCCAGCAGAAAUGGGUUGAGGUGGCAGUACUGAGGAACAAAUUAAGAAAAUCCAUGGUUACUUCUACACGAGACAAAUUGUUGCUAUGAAUUGUGCUUAUUGUAAAACGUCAAUAUAGGCAACAUUCUUGCAUGCAAAACACAGGUCAACUUUAUUCUAUUUCUGAAUACAGUCAGUAUCUGUUUUUUUUAAAUGAAAGCAUUUCAGCUAAGGUAAACCCAAAACAUCAGCUACCUGUGGUGUUGACUCUGAGUCGGACUCUGGUUGAUCCGAGACCUGGAUUUUGAAAUCCGGGGAGAAACGAGAUCUCUGGAGGAUUGCUGCCAUCUCUCCAUUCACCACCACUGCCACAUCUUUCUGCAUAGCACAAAAGAAAACAGUGAUAUAAUCUUUCCAAAAACACAACAAAUUAUAUUUAAGUAAGAAUAUGCAGCAUUUCUUUUGAUUGAAAAAGAUAUACAGACCUACAUCUUACUUACAUUAUACAUUACUGGAUCAAUAAGCCACAGGUUAGUAAAUAACCUGUGUGAACAUUGAUAAAGAUAUUUUAAUAUCGGCCUGAUUGGCCUUUUAUUAUACCUUGAAACAGUGGGAGGAAUCAAAGUCUAGCUGAUCUGGGAAAUCUGCCACAGUUCCUUUAUAGGUCACGGUCGCCUCAGACACGACUGGACUUUUGGGCAGCUUAAAGAGCCGGUAAGUGCCCGAAGCAAAGCCGACAUCCCCUGGAAAAAAACAAAGAACUGGCUCAAUUGUAAAGUGAUAAUUAUCUUUUCUUGUAAUCUAAAUGUUGCCUUCAUGUUACCUGCUUUUGCUUUGAGCUCACUGUUGUAGAUCACAAUGUGGCUGGCUGAAACGAGAUGUGGAGUGCUGAAACCUACGCCGUGUGCCAACGAAAUGAGAUCCUGCCAAAACAGAGAACCACCCAUUCCUUCACCUGGACCAGAAAUCAAAGGGGACACACACACACACACACACACACACACACACACAAACAAACAAACAAACGGAGGGUAUUGUCUGUCAGCGGUGCACCGAUUCUGCUCUUUUACGAUGACUUUUAGAUGAUAAUAUAAACUUAUUUUUACCCCACAGGACUGGAUCUUCCUUCAUGUGAUCAGGAACGACUUUGCUGGCAUACAUGUCACUAAAGUACAGCUCACCUCCCUCCUGUGUAAAAUGAGAUAAACAGAGUUCCCAUCACAUCUUCCCUUUCAACACAUUAACGCAGCUGGUCGAAAUUCUUCAGACUAACCUUCAGGAUGUUGUAAGCUUGCUGUAGCACUGCUCUUUUAUCAGGACACAAACAGAUCACACAGUUGGAUCUGGAUACAUUAGAGGGAAAAACAGUGUUUAUCGAUUAAUCUAAGCUGUCUUAUUGUAACAGAUAAUGUAGAAUCACAUCCAUGUUUUAAACCUACAACACAACAUCCACUGAGUCACUAUGCAUGCCAGCUUCACCGAGCUUCUCCAUGUACCCCUGGACAAACGUGAUGUUGGGCUUCUCAUAGCCAAACUUCUUCUGAUGAUACUCGAUGUACUGACGGGAUACUGCGAUCUAAAGAAAUGCGAGUUUGAUUAGUAGAAAGCACAGAAAUCUAGCCUCAAACGUUGUGUGAACAUGUAUGCGUCAUCACCAGCUCCUCCGUCAUAUCGAUCCCUGUCAC
Molecule: messenger RNA, 5152 nt
Organism: Anarrhichthys ocellatus (wolf-eel)
Lineage: Eukaryota; Metazoa; Chordata; Actinopteri; Perciformes; Anarhichadidae
Gene: aifm4
Product: apoptosis inducing factor mitochondria associated 4
Exons: 17
Coding region: 504-1940 (478 amino acids)
Cellular component (GO): cytoplasm
Molecular function (GO): 2 iron, 2 sulfur cluster binding; oxidoreductase activity, acting on NAD(P)H
Source: RefSeq, a predicted model, not a curated record